Molecule: messenger RNA, 3925 nt
Organism: Polypterus senegalus (gray bichir)
Lineage: Eukaryota; Metazoa; Chordata; Cladistia; Polypteriformes; Polypteridae
Gene: kif2a
Product: kinesin family member 2A
Exons: 21
Coding region: 117-2372 (751 amino acids)
Biological process (GO): microtubule-based movement
Molecular function (GO): microtubule motor activity; ATP binding; microtubule binding
Source: RefSeq, a predicted model, not a curated record
UAAUUGUUCUUCCCCCUCCCUCUCGCGCCCGGUUGCUUCCCUCCUGUACGUUGAGGCAGCAGCAGUCUUUUCAAUUAAGAAAAAAAGACAUUAUUUGAAUCGUUUACCGAUGAAGCAUGGCAGCUAAUUUUGGCAAAAUCCAGAUUGGUAUUUAUGUGGAAAUAAAACGAAGUGAUGGACGAAUACAUCAGGCAAUGGUUACAUCUUUGAAUGAAGAUAAUGAAAGUGUUACUGUUGAGUGGAUUGAAAAUGGUGAUACCAAAGGCAAAGAGAUUGACCUUGAAAGUAUAUUUGCACUAAAUCCUGACAUAGCACCAGAUGAGGAUAUUGCACCAAGUCCCGAAACACCACCUCCGCCUACUCCAAGUUCUGCCAAAGUUAACAAGUUUUCAAAGAAUCGACGGACUGUAAAUCCCACAAAAAAUGAAACGCCUUCAAGGGAUAACAGAGUUGGGUCAGCUAGAGCAGGGCCUAGCCAACUUCCAGAGCAUGCGCCAAUCCCUUCACAACAACAGCAGCAGCAGCAACAACAGCAGCAGCAGCAGAAUGGAAGUAUUACAGAUAUUUCUCCAGCACAACAAGGAAAAAAGGAAUUUGGUCUCCCAUCCCGUAGAAAAUCUAACUGCGUAAAAGAAGUUGAAAAGUUACAGGAGAAGAGGGAGCGGCGACGAUUGCAGCAACAAGAAAUCCGAGAAAAGAGAGCACAGGAGGUUGAUGCAACAAAUCCCAACUAUGAGAUAAUGUUCAUGAUCAGAGAAUUUCGGGCAAGUCUUGACUACAGACCGUUAACUACUGCUGAUCUUAUUGAAGAACACAGAAUAUGUGUAUGUGUCAGAAAGCGUCCUCUUAAUAAGAAAGAAACCACUGUAAAGGAUCUUGAUGUUAUUACCAUCCCCAGUAAAGAUGUUGUAAUGGUACAUGAGCCAAAACAAAAGGUGGAUUUGACAAGAUACCUGGAAAAUCAAACUUUCCGCUUUGAUUAUGCCUUUGAUGAUUCAGCAACAAAUGAAAUGGUUUACAGGUUUACAGCCCGACCUUUAGUGGAAACUAUAUUUGAGAAAGGAAUGGCAACUUGUUUUGCUUAUGGGCAAACAGGAAGUGGCAAAACACAUACAAUGGGUGGUGAUUUUUCAGGAAAGAACCAGGAUUGUUCUAAAGGAAUAUAUGCAUUAGCCGCACGGGAUGUGUUUUUAAUGCAGAAGAAACCAAACUAUAAGAAGCUAGAUCUUCAAGUAUAUGCAACAUUUUUUGAAAUUUACAGUGGCAAGGUGUUUGAUCUGUUGAAUCGAAAAACCAAGUUAAGGGUUCUGGAGGAUGGAAAGCAGCAGGUUCAAGUGGUCGGAUUGCAGGAACGUGAAGUGAAAUGUACAGAGGAUGUCUUAAAACUGAUUGAGAUAGGAAACAGCUGCAGAACAUCUGGCCAAACGUCCGCUAAUGCACAUUCUUCAAGAAGUCAUGCAGUAUUCCAAAUUAUUCUCCGGAGAAAAGGAAAGAUGCAUGGAAAGUUUUCUCUUAUUGAUCUUGCUGGCAAUGAGAGAGGGGCAGAUACAUCAAGUGCAGACAGGCAAACAAGGCUUGAAGGAGCUGAGAUCAACAAGAGCUUGCUGGCAUUAAAGGAAUGUAUUAGAGCCUUGGGUCGGAACAAGCCACACACUCCCUUCAGAGCAAGUAAACUCACACAGGUGCUGAGAGAUUCCUUCAUUGGAGAGAACUCAAGGACGUGCAUGAUUGCUACGAUUUCCCCUGGAAUGGCAUCAUGUGAAAACACUUUAAAUACCCUGAGAUACGCAAAUAGAGUAAAGGAAUUUGGAAUAAGUCCUUCAGACAUUCCCUUCUCGCAGGGUAGCAGCAGUCGCUCUGAGCUUUCUCCUACCUAUGAGUAUGAUGACUUUUCUUCUUCACCUAGCAGAGUUAAGGAAUUGACUGUGGACCCUAUAGAAGGACGGCCGAAUAUUCAUGCUGCAAAUCAGCUUGAUGCUUUGGAGAGUCAGUGGGGAGUUGGAAGUUCGCCUCAAAGGGAUGAUCUUAAGUUGCUUUGUGAACAAAAUGAAGAAGAGGUGUCUCCACAAUUGUUUACUUUUCAUGAAGCAGUGUCACAGAUGGUAGAAAUGGAAGAACAAGUAGUAGAAGACCAUAGAGCCGUAUUCCAAGAGUCUAUAAGGUGGCUGGAAGAUGAAAAGGCUUUACUGGAAAUGACGGAAGAGGUGGAUUAUGAUGUUGAUUCAUAUGCAACACAACUUGAACAAAUUUUGGACCAAAAGAUUGAUAUUUUAACGGAACUUAGAGACAAAGUGAAAUCAUUUCGUGCAGCUUUGCAAGAGGAAGAACAAGCCAGUAAGCAGAUUAAUCCUAAAAGACCACGUGCCCUUUAAGCAAUACAGAUGUGCUCACUGGAAUUAUUAAAACAAGAAACUAAACAGUUGUGUCAGUUUGAAAUUCUUACAAUGGUUAUGAGAUCAUGGCUACUUGAAUGUCAAAAGAAGUGAUCUACAGUUCCUUGUUGGAACAUAUUCAGUUAUACGUGAACACUCCCGCGCUACAGCAGAUGCUUCUAAUCCGACAGCACAACAUGCAGAGUUAGGAUCUCUGAAGCACUUUGAGAUAUAUAUAUAUUUUUUAUUUUACUAAUACAAAUUGUAAUGUGUUAAAAACUUUUUUUUAAGAACCCUUAUGUGGACUUUUGACUUCCAUGCUAUUUUUGUUUUCGUUCGGCAUACUGAGACUUUUUAAUUGAAGACUGAUUGGACACUUUUGGAAACAUAUGCAUGCACAAACAUUAGUGACUGUAAAAUACUUUCCCAGGAUACCUUAACCUGUUCAUGUAACCAUGCUGUGUAAUAGCAAUAUUGCUAUAAGGCCAGGCUUCGGUUACUUGAUAAAUUACGUCAUAACCACAGUCUUAAGUGAAAAACACAUUCCUAGUCAGUGUAAGUUUGUUUCCCAGUAAUAUCUUACUUUGUGUUCAUGUAAUUACUUUACAUCCAAUAAUGUGCCAUAUCACAAAGGAUUGUUUUCACAGGAGAGCUGUCAUUGGUAAUUGUCAUGGUAUGUAGAAGCAUAACAUUUUAUUUGUUUUUAAAUUCUUAAAGUGGUCUACAUCUCAUUUUAAUGGUUUAUUUGUUAAACUGAACUGUUACUGUAUAAUUAACACUGACUUUGGGGACGAUGUGUACAAAUAAACAUUACAAUGUUCUGCAGUCUGUGCACUAGAUGUAAUGCUGAUUCAAAAUGUAAAGUUUCAUUUGUUUGUUUUGGAAUGCAUUUAUAUUGCAUUUUUUAAUCAAUGUAGCAGAUAGAAUCAAGUUGUUUGGUUUCACUCUUUUAAAAAGAGAUUGAUAGAGGAGUUUUUUUGUGCUUUACAGUUUACAGCAGAGCCCAGGAACAUGAAACAAACCUAAAAAAAAUAUUUCCACAUAAUAUAAAUUUAACAAAUUUCCAUUUUUGCUGUUUUUAACUGAUAAAUUUUACAUUUAUAUUUCUUUGAAGGCUCUUUAUUUAACCUUUUAAAAAAGGUUUGUAAACACUUAUGUAGACACACAAUACAUCUAAGGUUAAGUCUCCAGUGUUAUAUUUUUGAUUUGAAGAGAUAUGCUAUAUAUCUCAGUUUACGGGCUUCUGUAUUGUAUUUCUGUUUUACAAAGAUUUCAUAUUUUUUUAACUUGAGCCAAUAUUCUGAUGGAGAUUAUAUGUAUUACAAUUAGCCAUCCUCAGCAGUUAUGUAAUUUGUAUAGCUAGCAAAAGUAAUUUACAGCAGAAUUCACAACCACUGUCAAACUAUAGAAAUGUGUGAUAUUGGAAAAUGCAGCAGAAAAGGACCGGUGGCCAGGUAACUACACAAAGGUAGAAGAAGGUAUCACUUUGAAGUAAUAUUGUAUAAUAUGUUAUACAGUUGAGAAUUGGAAGUAAAAUAAAUGUAUAAAAAUCA